AUGAGUCCUCCACAAGACAUCGCAGGCGGCAUCAGCAACCUGGCGCGCCAGGUCUCGAACAGCCUCUCCCUCAGCACCAGCCCAACUCUUCAAUUCCACAGCCCGCCCAACAGCUUCCGACCGCCGCCGCAGCACGCCGGCAGCUUCAGCAAUGCUGGCACACUGUCCGCCAACCAGCUGGCCCAGCGCCUGAAGCCCUUCAACACAAAGGAGAUCAAGGUGCUGCUGCUGGAGAACGUCAACGUCGCCGGCAUCGAGAUUUUGAAGAAGCAGGGCUACCAGGUCGAGGCGAUCAAGAGCAGUCUGCCCGAGGACCAGCUCAUCGAGAAGAUUCGCGACGUGCAGGUCGUCGGCAUUCGCUCCAAGACCAAGCUCACCAAGAAGGUGCUGGAGGAGGCCAAGAACCUGAUUGUCAUCGGUUGCUUCUGCAUCGGCACGAACCAGGUCGACCUCCAGACGGCCGCCGAGAACGGUAUCGCUGUGUUCAACUCGCCCUUCAGCAACUCUCGCUCCGUCGCCGAGCUCGUCAUCUCGGAGAUUGUUGCGCUCGCUCGUGAGCUGGGCGACCGCUCGAUGGAACUGCACAACGGUGUAUGGAACAAGGUUAGCAAGGGCUGCUGGGAGGUUCGCGGCAAGACACUGGGCAUAGUCGGUUAUGGACACAUCGGUAGCCAGCUGAGCGUGCUGGCCGAGUCCAUGGGUAUGCAGGUCAUCUACUACGACGUCGUGACCAUGAUGGGUCUUGGUACAGCGCACCAGGUCGAGACGCUCGAUGAGCUGCUCGAGCAGGCCGACUUCGUCUCGCUCCACGUCCCCGCGACAGCGGACACCAAGAACCUCAUUGGCGCCAAACAGUUUGAGAAGAUGAAAAAGGGCAGCUACCUCAUCAACAACGCUCGCGGCACCGUUGUGGAUAUCCCUGCCCUCAUCGAGGCCUCACGCUCAGGCAAGCUCGCCGGUGCUGCCAUCGACGUCUUCCCCCACGAGCCAGCUGGCAACGGCGACUACUUCACCAAUGACCUAAACUCAUGGACCAAAGACCUGGUUGGCCUCAAGAACAUCAUCCUGACACCCCACAUUGGUGGUAGCACCGAGGAGGCUCAGAGCGCUAUCGGUGUCGAGGUCUCAACAGCUCUUGUGCGCUACGUCAACGAGGGCGCGACACUCGGCGCGGUCAACAUGCCCGAGGUAAAUCUGAGAGGAUUGUCGCUCGAGGAGGCCAACUGCAUGCGCGUCAUCUACAUCCACAAGAACGUCCCCGGCGUGCUGCGACAAGUCAACGGUAUCCUGCUCAACCACAACAUUGACAAGCAAAUGUCCGAUUCAAGGGGCGAGGUUGCGUACCUCAUGGCGGAUCUCAGCGAUGUCAAGGAGGGCGAGAUUAGGGAUCUCUUCCACAGUCUGCAGGGGCUGUCUUCGUGCAUUCGCACAAGAGUGCUGUACGGUUAG
Messenger RNA from Ascochyta rabiei, 1449 nucleotides. RefSeq lists its product as uncharacterized. NCBI's taxonomy places the organism in Eukaryota, Fungi, Ascomycota, Dothideomycetes, Pleosporales, Didymellaceae. Gene Ontology annotation, molecular function: NAD binding; oxidoreductase activity, acting on the CH-OH group of donors, NAD or NADP as acceptor. The record is from RefSeq and is a predicted model, not a curated record. Bases 1 to 1449 code for a protein of 482 amino acids. The transcript has 2 exons.